This is a messenger RNA of Lolium rigidum, 678 nucleotides long. RefSeq lists its product as uncharacterized. The record is from RefSeq and is a predicted model, not a curated record. The transcript has 2 exons. Bases 1 to 678 code for a protein of 225 amino acids. Lineage: Eukaryota; Viridiplantae; Streptophyta; Magnoliopsida; Poales; Poaceae.
AUGUCCAGCAGCUACUCCUCGCGCCUCCGCGGCGGCGGCGCCGGUGGAGGUUUAGGAGCGACGACGCUGCUGGCAGCGAAGGUGGCGUUCGCGUCCGGCGCGCUGGCCGCAGCCGUGUCCCUGGCGCGCGCUGCGCUGCCGCAGCUCGUGUCCGGCGCCGACGCCUUCCUCUGGAAGCUCUACCUCUUCAUCACCGUCCACGUGAUCAUCUUCGUCAUCUGGAAGCUCUCCAACAACAAGCACUUCCAAGCCGCCGCGCAGCAGCACAAGGACCCAUGGGCGCCGGUGCCUCACCACCCCGCGCCCCCGCUUCUGACCGAAGAUUUGGUACGGCCCUCCAUGAAAUGCAAGGUGGAGUUCGCGCCCGCCGAAAAGUACCGCGUGCCGCAGCUGCACGAGGCCGUUUCUCCGGUGGAGCAAGGCGUCGUCUCCCCUGGUUCGUGCUGCGACGAGUCGUGCGUCACGACUGAGUCCGAAGAGGACGAGUCCUACGCCGCCGUCACCUCGUCGCUGCCGCCGACAGCCUACACGCGCGGGGCCAUGGUGGCCGCAGCCGAGUACUUCGACGACGCCGGCCACGACGUCGCCACCGGCGACGACGAUCUUGACGCGACGUGGAACGCCAUUAUGCAGAGGACGCGUCCGGCCAUAUCCUCGAUCCCAAAGGCGCCAGGCUAA